GUUCCUCAACGUUCAAACACUUUGUCAUCAGUCCGAGAGCUCCGUGUACCCAACCCUGUUUCGGUGGCUCGCGCCCGGUCACAGCACACACGCAGGUCUACCAAACCGAAAUCCUCUCUUGUCCGCGCACUACAAGCUUUCCAACGUCUUCCGUGGAUAGCUAACCCGGAGUACCCUCCGGGCGCCCUAAUGCCAACGGGCUCUCCGCCUCGCAUCGCAAAGGAUUUUGUGCCCUCACGCUCCGCACGCGCAAAGCUGCGCGAAAAAACUGCACCUGGUAUGGGUGUCGUAUAUGCCAAGAAAGGUGUAGAUGCGGGUGAACUUGAAGAAGAGGAAAGAGAUAACCCGUCAUGGUAUAAACCCGGUACGCGUCAGAUCCAGCGUAGUAUGCGAACACAAUAUGCACAGAGGACCCGCGGCGUACGUGCACUUACCAACGGCAUCGGUCAUUUGAGUUUAUCAAAGGGUGGAAUGGGUCCGGUCAAACAGGCAUAUGCGAGCUACCGUGUAGCAAGUGGGCGACCAAUGGGGUACAUGUAUGCGUCUCCGAUGCCGAGUAGGAGUGUCAGCGCAGGUGGCGGCGCAUCGCCGUAUUCGGCUAUGCGGCAUCAGUAUUCGGGGCAUCCGCGUGCUGGUGGUGGGAGUGCUGGUGUUUAUACAGUACCUAGAUCAGCUUCGAGCUCGGUUGCGGGAUCUGGUGGGCGGGGCCAGAUUGCGGCUGCUGCGUCGGCGUAUCUUUCACGCAGUACGAGUGCGAGUCAGGUCAGCACGCCUGCUACGCAGAGGAGGGGCUCCGGAUAUGUAGCAAGUGUACCGAGCGCACCUAAUGUACAGGCGGCUCCGCCUGUCCCUCCCAAGGUAGUUACCGCCCAACCUCUUUCACAACAACAACAAUCAGCAUAUAAUUACAACUACCCAAGCAAUACCACUCAAAACCCAGUACAAUACUACACGUAUAAUUUUGCAUACCCUCAAGCACAACCAUACACGCGAUCCCGCGUCCCGGGUUCUUCACCGCCUCUUCCACCAGUUCCUCCACCAAGUAGUGGCUACGCGCAUAGCAGUCAUGUGCGGAGUCAAUCGUAUCCUCCUUCAGCGCCUUCGGCGUCUGGACAUAGCCAUCAUAGCCAUCAUACUCAUCAUACGCAAAAUACGCAAUACACGGCACAUCAUAUACCGACAAUUCCGAGUAUCCCUUCUCAGACUCCGUCGGCGAGUACGCAUGUGUCUUCUUCGUACUCCCAUGGAUCUGGUGGAAGCGGGAGUGGGAGUGGGAGUGUGACGACGAGUGGCUAUGGGAGUGUGAUUGCGCAGGGACCGCAUAGAUAUAUGGAUUAUUCGUAUUCGUAUUUACCGCGGUAAAAAAAAAAAGCGAUGGGUUUCAGGAGAUCUUGGAGAUCUUGUAGGUUUUUUUUUGGGAACUCGGUGUGUUCUAUAUUUGUAUCAUUUAUGUUGCAUAUACGUCAUUGCUGUACUUGCUGUCUC
Fomitiporia mediterranea MF3/22 is the source of this 1485-nucleotide messenger RNA. RefSeq lists its product as uncharacterized. NCBI's taxonomy places the organism in Eukaryota, Fungi, Basidiomycota, Agaricomycetes, Hymenochaetales, Hymenochaetaceae. The transcript has 2 exons. Bases 190 to 1362 code for a protein of 390 amino acids. The record is from RefSeq and is a predicted model, not a curated record.